This is a messenger RNA of Schizosaccharomyces cryophilus OY26, 2874 nucleotides long. RefSeq names its product SNARE Psy1. The coding region runs from base 74 to 940 and encodes 288 amino acids. Gene Ontology annotation, cellular component: endomembrane system; SNARE complex; plasma membrane. Gene Ontology annotation, molecular function: SNAP receptor activity; SNARE binding. Gene Ontology annotation, biological process: vesicle fusion; exocytosis; intracellular protein transport. Lineage: Eukaryota; Fungi; Ascomycota; Schizosaccharomycetes; Schizosaccharomycetales; Schizosaccharomycetaceae. The transcript has 2 exons. The record is from RefSeq and is a predicted model, not a curated record.
CUUGACUUUCACCAACAACUAGAGGACCUUGGGCAUCUAAUAAGCACCAAAAGUAGUAUUAUUUGGUGUGAAAAUGAAUACCAAUAAGGAGACUGAUUACUCCCUUGGGGUGGAAAUGAUUCCACUUAGCAUGGGGGAAUUCUUUGAGGAAAUUGAUCAUAUACGAGAUGCCAUUCGACAAAUCGAGGAUAAUGUUGGCAGAAUAGAAAUGCUGCAUCAGCAAUCUCUUCAGGAAGUAGAUGAAUCGAACAUUGCUGCUACUACUCGUCAGUUGGAAGGAUAUACUGCCGAUACCCGUCGUUUACAAACCAGUGUUCAAUUGGCAAUCCGAUCUUUGGAAUCACAAAACAUGCAGCUGCCUCCUGAUAAUGACACAGCUACUAGAAGAACUCAAACGGAAGCUGUUAAAAAGAAGUUUAUGGAUCAAAUUCGACACUUCUUGCAGAUUGAGAAGACAUACCGCGCACAAUAUGAACAACGCAUGCGCCGUCAACUAGAAAUUGCGAACCCAAGAGCUACCGAAGAAGACUUCCAAACCGCCAUUAGCGAAGAAAACGGUGGUCAGGUCUUUGCUCAGGCUUUGUUGCGCUCUAACCGUUCUGGUGAAGCCAGAACUGCUCUUCGAGAAGUUCAGGAACGCCAUGCUGACAUCAAAAAGAUUGAGCGUACUAUUGCUGAACUUGCUCAAUUGUUUCAAGACAUGGCUACCAUGGUCCAAGAGCAAGAGCCCGCUGUUGAUAAAAUAGUUACCGACGCCGUCAACGUACGAACCAAUAUGGGUGAGGGUACACAACAUAUGGAUCGUGCUAUCAAGAGCGCCAGAGCCGCUAGAAGGAAGAAAUGGAUCUGUCUCGGUGUUUGCGUGCUUAUCGUCUGUAUUUUAGUCGCUGUUCUUUGCGGUGUUUUGAUUCCUGUUGUUGGCAAUCAUAAUAAACAUUGAUUUAUUGGUUUAGUAAUUCUUCUUCAUGCUCGUCUAUCCCAAAGUCAUGUUAAAAAUACCGCAAUCACCAUUUUACUCAGUUUACUCUCAUCUAAUAGGAGUUGUUAAGUCACCGAGCAAAUGUACGGGUGAUCGAACACCAAGUAUUUUACUCAUCCCGUUAGUGUAUUGAUAUUCUAAGUCUUUGCCCUACUUUGCCCGUUGAUUCUAACUCUUAUACUCGUUGCUGGACAUCUUUCACUCUCUAUGAUCGUCUUUUAAUGUUCAGUAUCCUCUCACUUGCGUUUAUGUUUACUUCAAUUACAUUUUUAAGUUGUUGGUUAAUUUACAUAUCGUCUUGUAUGCGCGCCCUUUCUAAUCGAUUGAUGCCUUGAAGUCGUUGAUGGGUCGAAACAACGGAGCUCGUAAAUGUAUUAUAAUGUCGCUCGUUACAAAGUCUCAACAAAGUAUAAAUAGACUAAUAGGUUCAUAGUCUUUUUAAGUUUAUAUACUUAUUUCCCUUUUCAUUUUCACUGAAUUCACUGCAUGAAUAGGUGUCUAAUUUCUGUAAGGCAUCUGUAUGCAUUAAGUGAAAAUACAAUAUCCUUUAUUAUCUAUGCUCAUCAACGAAAUAGGUAUUGAUAAAAACAGUAAAUUCAUAAGAGUUACCUUAAUAAAUUUUUAUAAAUAGUAUCAAAAGUAGUCAAUCUAAAGCUCAUCAGGAACGUCAUUGUCAUCCUUCAACAAGGAUGUCUGAAAUUGAGAUGGCGAACAAGCUGCAGGACUUUUCAUCUUUAUGUUCCGCAAUCAACGACGACUGUGGCAGAUCGAUCAGGACCGUUCCAACAGCUUUGACCGUUCAAAUAUUUAAGUGUGUUUCCACUUUGCUCUGAAAAGCUCCUAAAAGGUAUCAGCAAUUAUGUCCAAAAAAUGGAAAAAAGCACUCAUACCCUAAAUUAAUAGAAUCCUGAUAAACAUUUUCAAAGAAAAGGAUUUUGUACAGAUAGUCACCAACUUUAAGCUCUGUCUUCAUCCCUUUCAUGAACCGAUACAGAUUAUCCCAACCAUUAUGGUGCUCUUGCAAAUCUUCAAGAAGAGUAGCCUGUUCUUUAUGCAGAUUUUCCAAUUCAUCUUCUGCUGCAUCCAAGUCAGAAUGAAUACGCUCCAAGUAAGAACCUAAAGUUCAACUGUCAGAAAAAUUAACAAGGCUUCCAUACCUCCUUCAGCCGUUUUUAAUAAUGUGGCAGGAAUACUAGGACUUAGUAUUCCGAAAUCAAUUAAAGAGCGCUUCACAUUCCAAUAAAUUUCCGUUAGGUCUUUCUCAAUUUUUUUAAAGAAGCUAAAAUAAGUAGCUAUAUUUUGUUAAUAACUCAAAACAUUCUAUAAAUUUUAAACGCAAAGUUUGGUACCUUCUUCUUUAGCAAUCCGAGAAAGAUGUGUCAAAGAUGAUUCCAAGUCAUUGUGAAUUUUUUCUGAGGAAACCUUUCUUUUUAUGUUUUGAGAUUUGAGAUCCUCCCAAGAAUCCAAGGCUUCUUUCAAUGUUCCAUCAAAAUUAUCUGUUUCAUACUGAAGAGAGAUUUCAUCUAAAAGAUUCUCCAAAGCACUCAGACGUUCAUUGUACUCAUUUCUCUCAUCAAGCAAAUUGAAUAAGUCAUUCUUAAUUUCUUCUAAAUCAGUUGAGAGAACGAAUCUACUAUCUGAUUCCGGAGACUGUUUUAACGUUUGCACUGUGUUUUCGAGUUCUUUUUUCAAUUUCUCGAUUUCUGUUAUUUUCACUGAUACUGAAUCGUACUUUCUCUUUGUUUCCUUCUUCAUUACAGCACUUUGGGCUAUCCAGUCAUCCCGAAUUUUUAGGCCAUCAUUUACAAGUUGAUUAUGUUUCGUUAAAGACUGUUUAUAGACUUCGGCUUCUUUCUUGCAAGUAUUUUCACACUUAAUUAAAGACUCAUCUGAAC